AUGUUCAGCGAACUGUUGAAAACCUCCGCCGCCGUCGUCAUUACCGGAGGCGCUAAGAUUACUCCGAGCAAGAAGCGUAGCCGCAAGAACGUCGACGACGGAGCUGCGACUCCUACUGAAAAGAAGAAGCGCCUCAUACCUCUAGCCCAUUUUGAGGAUGAUGAUGAGGAGAGUUCGAACAAGAAGGUCAAAGUCAAAGCUAAAGUCGAAGACGAAAACGAAGGUGAUAUGAACGGAGACAAUGAGGCUGCCUGA
Molecule: messenger RNA, 255 nt
Organism: Letharia lupina
Lineage: Eukaryota; Fungi; Ascomycota; Lecanoromycetes; Lecanorales; Parmeliaceae
Exons: 2
Coding region: 1-255 (84 amino acids)
Source: RefSeq, a predicted model, not a curated record